Racocetra persica is the source of this 276-nucleotide messenger RNA. Lineage: Eukaryota; Fungi; Glomeromycota; Glomeromycetes; Diversisporales; Gigasporaceae. The record is from the annotation of a GenBank genome assembly.
AAGGUGGAUUUUGUUACGUGAGAAAGUCAAAAUGGGUAUAUUGUGGGCUAACAGUAGCUCUAAAGUGCUUAAAAGUUGAUGAAAACACGUUCAAUGAUUUUGUCAAAGAGCUUCGUCUUUUACGAAAAGUAGGGAUUCAUCCAAACAUUAAUAGUUUUUAUGGUAUUGUUAAAGUGUCAGUUCCUGGGUCGCAUCGGGGCCCAAAAAUGACACGUAUUAAAUUCGAACAAAUUAUUUUGUUGCCAAUGAAAUCAAUGCCGAUCAGCACAGGAGCAU